CGCCCCUCUCCAAAAUUUGAGAUGAAAGGGCUUUUGGAUUUUGGAUGACGCUCCCAAUCACGUGCUCCUAGGAAAUACACUCGCUAUCAUUUUUUUGGAGCUGCCUCGUCCUGCAUGGCGGACAGUAGUUGUUGAGCAGCUCAUGUCAUGUAAUGUACCUUGCCGUGGUCACUGACGGGUUCACGCCAGUUCACCGGGUUCACUUGAGGAGAGCCCCCACCGCCCUGCUCGCCUCUUCUGCUCCAAGCUCGGCCGAUCGGAGCUCAUCCAAUAUUAUUCAUUUCUAUAUAUUCAUGUCGGAUUCCAUCUGGCCGCGCUGAGGUUCCCUGGGAGCUUUUCGAGUCGGACAAGGGUCCCGCAGCAGCAGAAGGCAUGAAGCAACACUGUGGCUGAUCCAUGACACUAAACUCCACUCGCCCUCUGCUCUCAUCAAACCGGACAAUCAAUCACUGUCUCACUCCCAUCUCCACGAAGCUGCACCAUGGCCAGCAAGAGGAAAUCCACCGUGCCCUGCAUGAUACCAUCCAAAUCCAAACAUGUGCGCGAGGAAAUCAUACUGGGCUCGCUGCCAGAACUCCUACCGACAAUCCCAGAAGACGGCAUACUCAGCAUCUCUGGAGUAGAGUCUGGCCACGUCUCUCACAGCUCAUCCAAAUCUGAAUGUGGCAGCGAGGUGCAGAAAGGAGGCACGUACAGCUGCCCACCGUGCUCUUUCCAGUCCAGAGAUUUAAACUACUUUUUGGAUCACAUGCACAACUGCCACUUAGACUUCAGGGCCCAGCCCACCUUCUACUGCCUGAACUGCGGGGUCUCGGUUGUCCGCUUUGAGGCGCUGGCCCUGCAUAAUGCCAACACCCAUCCUAGGAUCAUGGAGGGCUUGAUGACCGCCUCCCUGAGCGUCAACAAGAGGGAUGGCGUUACAACAGUGGAGCAAAGCCUCUUCACGGACAACGAGGACGACUACAGAGAACCCGGACUCUCCCUCAGCAAAACCCCCAUCGCAAAGAUGAUGAAAGCCAAGGGAGAGCACAAAAAGAUUGUAGUAUCUCACACCGUGGAAGUGUUGAAGAAAGCCAGCGGGAAGGACGUGGACCCCAACAUGCUGACAAAUGUGCCUGAACUCCAAAACGGGGCUCUCAGUAUUUCUGGUGCCCAAGCUAUGCCGAGGUCAACUGUUAGUCACAUGCUUGCGACGACAGUGUCCAACCCAGUCUUUCACCAGCACACUCCCUCCCUGUAUUCCCCCCCCCCCUCCGAUUCCCACAAAGACCUUCCAAAGGUGAUGAUCCCUCUUAGCAGCAUCCCCACCUACGAUGCCGCCAUGGACACCAGCAGCUUUCUGAAGACAUCCUUUGGCAAGUUUCCCUACCCGACCAAAGCUGAGCUCUGCUACCUGACGGUGGUGUCGGAGUUCCCCGAAGAGCAAAUCAAACUGUGGUUUACCGCCCAAAGACUCAAGCAGGGCAUUAGCUGGUCUCCGGAAGAAAUCGAGGAGGCCAGGAGGAAGAUGUUCAACACCGUGUUCCAGGGUGGAGCGCCCCAGAAGCAACCCGCCCCGCAGCGUCAUGUCAAUCACAUUGUUACUCACCACACCGUCACAGCUCCUCCGGGUUCUAAAGGACCAAACUUUAACACGGCCAAAGUUCCCUACGGCGGUAUGAAAACCAGACCUGUUGGAGUCGUAGCCAAGCAGGCCAAAAUGUCAACUCAUCCUCACGUCACAAGGGUGUCGUACUCCACUCCCAUUCUCCCCCAGAAGGUUCCGUCUGUAUUCAGAACAACACAGGUACUGACCAAGAGUAUUCAACCCGCUGCAGAUCCCGACAAGAGCGACGGCCUGGGAAUGGAUGCGGUGGUGGCCGGAAGCAAUCGCAGCAGCAGUAGCAGCAGCACCUGCAGCAGUAGCAGCAGCAUCACCAGCUAUUCCGGCAGCAGUAACGGUGGGGAGAGCGUCUUCAGGAAAACGGUGAAUAGCGCCAUCCCGGCCGACGGCGUCAACAGCUUUGCCGCUUGCUGCACCAGCAUUAGCAAUAACGAUUUGCACUGCGUUGCUACCGCCAAUGACAAACGCAACAAUUCACCGACAGGACUGGAAGAGAGUCAUGUCGUCCUAAACAACACCAGCAAUGUAAAUGUCUCCUAUAACAAUCAUGACAGCGGCAUCGGCGCUCCUCAAGAGCAGGCAGACGCCUUGAGGAAGGAUGAGCAACUCCAUGCGAACGACAGCAGUAUUACCGUAGAAAAGCCCGCCUCCAAAGACAGUGUUCCCCGCCUGAACCACGCCAGCACUUCCCCGACUCAAAGCACCAGCACCACCGUCAUCACAAAAAGCACUUUGUCUGUGAUGGAUCAGGGCAAACGCAACAAGGAGUUUAGCAUAAAAGGCAUGUCAAUCUUGCAGCAGCUCAUCAAGGACGACGACCUUUUUCCCGCAGACAGGAGCUGCUCCGAGCUGAAAACCGAACCCGUCAAGAUCAACUUCAAGAGGCUGAAAAUGAAUGAAAGCGAAAGCACGUCGGAGAUUGCGCAUCAAGAACACAAGUCAGAGAUAGCCGAAGGGUCCUUCUCACCACCCUGGGCCAACAAGAACCCCCGGCAGCUGCGCAUCCUUCGCCAGGCUUUCUCCGGCACGCGCUGGCCCAACAGCCAGCAGUACGAGGAGCUGAGCAACCAGACGGGCCUUCCCAAGUCCGAGGUGGUGCGCUGGUUCAGCGACAGCCGGCACAGCCACAAGAAUGGACAGCUCAAGUGGCUGGAGACCUAUCUGCGACCUCCUGUGGAGGCAGAGGAGGCUAGAGGUCAAGGAGACGCUGAAGCCAAAUCGCCGGCUGCCAAAAAGAAGCUUCUCGAACAAGAUGUGAACAAAGCCCUUGAAGGAGAAGCGGGACUAAACACUGGCCAGCGGGUUCUAUGGCAGGGUUCAAACUCGCCGCUGCGGGGUCUGAUGGGGUCUGAGGGGAGCAGCGAGCUAAUCAAAGCUGAGACCUCCGCACAGCCGGGAGUCUUGAAGGACCCCUGGCCAGACAGAGUAGAGGACCACCAGAAGCUGCCUGCCACUCAGCCGCUCAUUCAACAACCCAAUGAUGCCAACAAGACCAGGGACCGCCUGAGGAUGGAGCUGCUGGAGGCGUGAUGAAGCCGACCCAAACACGCGUACGAGGCUGGUUCGCUCCCUGGCCGAACUGGGAAAAAAGAAAAGAAAAGAAAAGAAAAGAAAAAAAAAGAGUAUUUGUAAUGACAGCAAAUGUGAUUGUAGCUGGACCGUAAGACUCUGACUGUAACUGUGAAUACCCCCCACCCCCCGCUCUUCCUCUUCCUCCUCCAUCUGCCAUCACUUCCUCCCAUCGUCUGAAGAAAGAACUCGUCACCUUCUUGAGUCCUGUGAUGUUUCAGCCUUUCAUGCUUCUUGGUGGUCGUGUGGCGAGGGCGCACAACCGGGUCAGUACGAGGGAUCAAAGACAAGAACGACAAGACGCACACUGACUGGAAAAGUGACUUGAAUGAACGCAAAUAGGAUAGGAUGAGGCCGAGAGAUAACGUCUUGGGGUCAGCGUGAGAAAUCUAUCUAUCUAUCUAUCUAUCUCUCUCUCUAUAUAUAUAUAUAUAUAAAUAUAAAUAUAUAUAUAUAUAUAUAUGAUGAAAACUGCACUUUGGAGGGGGUUUGUACUGAUACUGACUGAAUGGACAAAAGAUGUGUCAAAGAAAUGUUAUUGUUGGCUUUGUGAUAUUUUUUACUUUUUUAGCAACCAGUACUUCAGCACUGCCUUGAAUUUGACCUUUUCUUUGUUUUUGUUUCUCUUGGCUUUUUCAAUUCUAUUUACUCUUCUAUAGUCACUGUAAGUCCAGAUGCAAUCAAGCAGAUCUGUAUCAGUGUUGGUGAUCACUUUGUGGUUGGGCUACACGCAAACUAGACCGCAUUCGAUGCACUAAUGAAGACAGCGACGCUGAAAAUCACACGGCCCCGCUGCAAAGGCAUUGACGUCUUUGCGCCGGAUCGAUACACUACAACGCCCUGCAAACGAAACAGAGACAAGCCUGUCACGCUAACGUUGCCUUACUCAGCUCUGUCCAUUUGUUUAUGUGACCCGUCUGUCCAUCAUCUCGCUUUCCAGCUGCUGUGCUGUCCGUAAAUGUACACACACACACACACACACACACACACACACACAAAACAAGCCAGUGCAUCAAGGAUUGCUGUCGGUCUGUAUCUGUGAAAACUCUUGUGCUGCUUUGUGUACACUUGGAGAUGUUUGGUUUGAGCUGUAACUGUAAUAUGGUAUCAAACGGUAUCGUGACUGACUGGCCAAGCAAAAUUCUCAAUUGGAUCCUUUGACGCUGACAGAGUGAGAUGUCCGUGGAGCUAGAGAGCCAAAUAAGGAGAAAUUCUCUGGAUUUUCUACAAAAGCUACCAGUCACUACGUGGAUAUCCUAUGAAGCUGCAUCCUUGUCAAGCUGCUAAUAGCCAAGAACGGUGCUAUACCAUCCAAAGUGAAAUCUCCUACCAGCAGUGUAUGCACUUGUGUGGAAUGUUACACAUUUCUUUUGCUUUGAGAUCAAUGGAAUCUGGACUUACGGUGUAAUGAUCACUCACGAGGAAAAAAAGAAAACAAACAUUUUAUGAAAUAGCCUGAUCAUAAAGCACUGUUGUAUCAUCCUUUCUACACUUUCUCUGAAUCUUUACAGAAUAAAGCAAAUACUCACCAAGCAGAAGCUUUCUGUCGUUUCUUCAAAUACCCCGACACGCCAAAAAGUCCUACAUUUACCAGAAAAAACUCCUAAAUUCAUGAGAAUAAACGUCCCGCAUUUACCACAAUAAAGCCCUAAGUUUACGAGAAAAAAGUUGUACAUUUACACGAGCAAAUUUGCUAACUGACAAGAAAAAAAGUCACGAGAAUAAGUCAUACAUUUAGAAGAAAAGUUGUAAACUUAGAGAAAAAAAUCGAACGUAUAGGAGGAAAACAAGUCGCAAAUUUACAUGAAUAAAGUCGUAAGGUUACUAGAAAAAAAGUUAUAAAUAUGAGAAUAAAUUCGUAAAUUUACAAGAAAAAAAGUCAAAUUUACAAGAAUAAGUUGUAAAUUUAUGAGAAAUGUCAAAAAUGUACAAGAAAAGUCAUAAAUUUAUGAGAAUAAAAUCAUAAGUUUACAAGAAAAAAAAUUGUAAAUUUAGGAGAAUAAAGUUGUACGUUUACGAGAAAAAAGUCCUAAGUUUACUAGAAAAAAAGUUAUAAAUUACAAGAAUAAAUGUGUAAAUUUACAAGAAAAGUCAAAUUUACAGGAAUAAGUUGUACAUUUAUGAGAAAUUUCAUAAAUGUACAAGAAAAGUUGUACAUUUAUGAGAAUAAAAUCUUUACGAGAAAAAAGUUGUAAAUUUACUAAUAAAAUCGGAAAUUUACAAGAAUGAAUUCGUGAGUGUACGAGAAUAAAGUCAAGUUACGCGAAAAAGUCAAAUUUACAAGAAAAAAAGUCGUACGUGGACGAGAAAAAAAUCGUAAAUUUAGAAGAAUAAAGUCAUAUAUUUAUGAGAAAAAAGUUGUAAAAUUACAAGAAAAAAAGGUGCAAAGUUGCGGUGGCAUGGCUCAGCUGCUCGAGUGGUGGUCUCCCAACCUGAAGGUUGCUGGUUCGAUCCUCCAUCAUCCUGUGAUCAUGCUGAGUGUCCUCGGGGAAGAUACUUAGCUGUCUCAGGCAAUGCCUGUUAUGAAGGAAUAUUAAAAUAAUCUGAGAUUUUGAGAAUAAAGUAAAUUUACGACUUUAUUCUUGUAUAAUUACAAGUUGUUUUCUCGUACAUUGACGACUUUAUUCUUGUAUAUGUAAAAUAAACUGGAGGCUAACUGGUUAGCUGGCUAGCUUGCUAGCUUGCGGCCGUCUGGAGCCCCUGCAAUA
Dunckerocampus dactyliophorus (ringed pipefish) is the source of this 5880-nucleotide messenger RNA. RefSeq names its product zinc fingers and homeoboxes 3a (gene zhx3a). Gene Ontology annotation, molecular function: DNA-binding transcription factor activity, RNA polymerase II-specific; DNA binding. Gene Ontology annotation, cellular component: nucleus. Bases 482 to 3133 code for a protein of 883 amino acids. Lineage: Eukaryota; Metazoa; Chordata; Actinopteri; Syngnathiformes; Syngnathidae. The transcript has 3 exons. Gene Ontology annotation, biological process: regulation of transcription by RNA polymerase II. The record is from RefSeq and is a predicted model, not a curated record.